CUCGCUGGAUGUUGCCACUUCCGGCAUGAUCAGGGCCAUGUCAUUUGGCAAUUCGCCCACCGUGAAGAGAUGGUGCGAGCUACGGUCUUUGUGUACCUUGCGUGGACGGCUGCUCUUGUGACACCACAAGAUGAUCUCCACUACAACACGAUUAUUGUCGACAUCAUUCGACACCAAGAAUUAGGCAAUGGAGUCAACCUUGGUGACAUUCCCCAAUCUCGAGACCAAGAGUCGAAAGUCGACGACGACAUCUUUGCAGAUGCAGAGUUUGACCACGAAUACGAAGCCGUCGACAAGGCAGCAGCUAACGCCUUGGCGCCGUCUCCGCAACCAGCCAGUGUCGACCGAAAACACCUGAACACCGCCGAGGUCGCAAAAGUCGAGCGGUUGGCUGCCCUUGCCAAGAACACUCCAAAUGCCCCAAUUGCCGAAGAAGACACGGAUGACGGCGAAAGCAACGACGACGACGAUGAUGACGAAAACGAUGACGUUGGCGAUAAGGUUGAUGGUGACGAACCCCCCGCGUCACGUGGAAAUGUGCCCGCAGCUGUAGACGACGACAAGGCGUCACGUGGAAAUGUGCCCGCAGCUGUGGACGACGACAAGGCGUCACGUGGAAAUGUGCCCGCAGCUAUAGACGACGACAAGGCAGCUAGCACCUUGGCGCCGUCUCCGACGAUGCAACCAGACAAUGUCGACCGAAAACACCUGAACACCGCCGAGGUCGCAAAAGUCGAGCGGUUGGCUGCCCUUGUCAAGAACACUGCAAAUGUCCCAAUUGACGAAGAAGACACGGAUGGCGGUGAAAGAAAUGACGACGACGAUGAUGAUGAUGACGACAUCGAUGAUGUUGGCGAUGAGGUUAAUGGUGACAAAACCCCCGCGCCUCGUGGAAAUGCCACCGUAGCUGUAGACGACGCACCGAUUCACGCCGCGUCGGUGGGUGCUGCUUCCCCCGACCACAAUGUUUCGAGCCCAACAGCGUCUCCUUCUCCCUUUGGCAUUAUCGGCAUCACCCUAGGCUGUGUAGCCACCGUUUGUGCCAUCGUUGGAGUGUAUCGGAGUCGGCGCCAAGCCGCCACCCAGUUUUCGUCCGAGUCGACUCUGUACAUGGACGACAUUCGCCUACGCGAGAGCGAAGUCACCCGGUAUUAAUUGUGAGCAAGUACAGUACUAUGUAGUACACAGUAGCUACCUAUAUCGUGAACAAGUAAUGAACGCUAUUGUGAUGUGGG
Messenger RNA from Aphanomyces astaci, 1235 nucleotides. RefSeq lists its product as hypothetical. The transcript has a single exon. Lineage: Eukaryota; Oomycota; Saprolegniomycetes; Saprolegniales; Verrucalvaceae. The record is from RefSeq and is a predicted model, not a curated record. Bases 70 to 1155 code for a protein of 361 amino acids.